Rotaria socialis is the source of this 702-nucleotide messenger RNA. The record is from the annotation of a GenBank genome assembly. Lineage: Eukaryota; Metazoa; Rotifera; Eurotatoria; Philodinida; Philodinidae.
AUGUAUACAAGUAUGGUCGCUCCUUUAAAUAGCAAGCAAAUUAACACUUUGCUCAAUACUGGUCUCAAUGGGAAACCGUUCGUGGAUGAAAUUAUUGAGAAGUUGGGUCAAAUUUCUUCUGGUAUAAUGUCGGCUCAUUUUACUCAUGAUUUUAUUGCUUCCAGCUUUGUUCCUCGAGUCAAUCAAAUUCUAACACAAUGGGGUAGCAAUGAUCAUCGAACGAUGUUGAAUGAAAAUGAUUCAAAAACAUUGCUUUAUUCAAGUCAUACAAUAUUUCACAUGUCUAAUUCGAUAGACAAUCAACCCGAGAUUUAUAAAGAUUUACUUGAUACAGUCAAAAUAUGUUUGAAUAAUAUUUCAUCAUUUGGUUUUUACAUUACAAAAUCUAACCAAGAAGACGAUUCUAAUCUAGUCUCAUUUGAUUGUCUAAUAUAUGUUUUGGAAAGAUCAAAUAUGAUUGAAAACAAUACUAUUCGCGAGCAACUCGUAGAGAAAAGUACUCUUUCAUAUUUAAUUAAGUAUGCAGAGAAGUGGCCAAACAAUGAAAGUUCACUCGAAAUCAUGUAUGCUAUAGUAUUCACGGAGAAGGGCAAAGAAGAACAAAAGAAAGAACAGUAUAAAGAAUUCAACGAGUAUGUUAAACGACUUUAUCUAUCGAGUAAAGAUGAAAUUCGACAAGCAGUACUCAUGGAACCAGUUUGA